AUGGCUGAAGAUUGGUCGGAGAGGAACCGGCAGCAAGGCAUCGGCUUCAACUACGGGGACUCGAGGCGCCGGCGCUCCAGGAGUCCCAAGAAGGGCGAAGAGGUGCGGAAGCAGCAGCGGGAGAAGCGCAAGGCCUUGUUCGCCGCGCCGGUCGUCAAGCCGGCCGAGAGCAAGGCGACUCCAGAGGCCGACGUGUUCGACGCAAGUGCAAAGACUCGGCUCGUGAGCUUCUGA
Molecule: messenger RNA, 234 nt
Organism: Effrenium voratum
Lineage: Eukaryota; Dinophyceae; Suessiales; Symbiodiniaceae
Source: the annotation of a GenBank genome assembly